AUGAAGACCCUCAUUCUACUUUUCGCCUUCGUUGCUCUGGCAACAUGCAACAAAUGCGGCCCUCUACAGAAGCUGAAGGUGAAGCAGCAGUGGUCGGUAGCCUUUGGCACGGAUCAUCACAGAAUUGACUUUGGCAUCGCCAUCUGGAGAGGACUUUUCCGUCAAGAACCCGAGGCCAGAAAGAUGUUCAAGCGAGUGAACGGCGAAGACCUCUACUCCGGAGCUUUCCGCGCUCAUUCGAUGCGUGUUCUCGGCGGUCUGAACAUGGUCAUCUCGGCCAUUGAUAACGACGACAUCGCCAAGUUCGUCCUCAGCCAUCUUCACGAAGAUCACGUCGACAGACACGUUCCCGGCAACUACUAUCAGGCCAUGAAGAACUCCCUGAUGAAGGUCAUCCCAGCCGCUAUCGGACGCUGCUUCGAUCACGACGCCUGGGAAGCGUGCAUGGACGUCAUCAUUAACGGCAUCAAGGGCAACUAA
Nicrophorus vespilloides is the source of this 480-nucleotide messenger RNA. Its product is annotated as extracellular globin-2A-like. NCBI's taxonomy places the organism in Eukaryota, Metazoa, Arthropoda, Insecta, Coleoptera, Silphidae. The coding region runs from base 1 to 480 and encodes 159 amino acids. Gene Ontology annotation, molecular function: oxygen binding; heme binding; iron ion binding. Gene Ontology annotation, cellular component: hemoglobin complex; extracellular region. The transcript has a single exon. Gene Ontology annotation, biological process: oxygen transport. The record is from RefSeq and is a predicted model, not a curated record.